GUCGUAGCAUAUGCAAGACAGCUACGCACGGUGCCCCGGCAGAAAUCCCUUGGCCAGCUGGGCACAUACACUCUAUUAACGCAACAUACGCAAAUAUGGGACACUAGCCGGGUACCGGUACUCUUCAACAGGGGGAUUCUCCUAAUAUGGGUGCGAUGGCGGCCUCAGAGCACAGGACCCGUCCCAGGGAAAAGAGUCUUCAAACGCGGCAGCUGCGGAGCGCCUUCACGCCGCUGGUACUCCUUGCCCUGGCUUACAUGCCGUCCAUAUUAGGAGCUCCAACCCUUGCCGGAUACUUCGGCAACCUAAAUGGAACUGUAACGCCCUUAAUGUGCAAUAUCCGUAAUAACGGCGCUUACGUCGUGCAAUUUUUGGGGACAUACGGGGACGUGGUCAACAGCCUCAGCGUCAGUUGCUCAGAUGGCAACUUUUUCGACGCCGGCGAUCCCUUCGGCCUGCGGACCUUCUCCUUGUACGACAGCGCCGGCUUUGUUGGCGUCCGCGCCGACAGCCUCAACCCCGACCCCACGCGCCUGGGUUUCCGCAACUCGACCCGCGUGUGGCUGGGAGGGCCGUCCAAACUGCCCAUCGGCAACAACACAGUGACCGGAGCGGAGCUGCGUGUGGUGUCAUGCCCAACCGCACAAAUCAUUGCUGGACUGAACGUGGUCAUCGGCAAGCCCCUCUCCACCAACACCACCCGCUCAGCAGUCGUGCGAAUCGACGUGUACUGCAUGCCCUCAUCCAGCGCGGCACCUGUGGUACCCAGACCGCCGCCGCCGCCACCCUAUAUCUCACCCUCCCUGCCGCCGCCACCGCCGCCUCCGCCACCGCCGCCCAACCCUUCUCCACCUGAACCCAUCACCGAGCCUCCCUCGCCGCCGCCGCCACCCCCGCCGCCACCACCACCUCCAGAGCCGCCGCCGCCAAAUCCUCCUCCUCGGCCGCCGCCGCCGUCUCCUCGGCCGCCGCCGAACCCGCGUCCCUUACCUCCCAGUCCGCGCCCGAAUCCGCCGCCGCGGCCGCGGCCGCCGCCGCCAAAAGCCCCCAAGGAGCCGCCGCCACCCAGGAUUCCUCCUCCGCCGCCGCCCCCACGCACCCCGCCUCGGAGCCCUAAGAACCCCCCCGGCAUCCCAUCCGAGCCGCUCAGGCCGCCCAUGCAGCUGUCCGUGUCGCCGCCGCCGACGCUGCCCUUGAGUCCGCCGCCUCCACCGCCCCCUCUGUCGCGUCCGCCACCGUCACUUCCAUCGCCGUCACCACCACCGCCUCCAUCACAACCGCCUCCGCCACCUCCGCCGCCGUCACCACCACCGCCGUCGCCACCUCCACCACCCCCGCCGUCACCACCACCUCCAUUACCACCCCCGCCGUCACCGCCGCCGCCGUUAAUGCCAUCACCACCCCCACACUCUAUGCCUCCGCCACUGCUACCACCAUCAUCGCCCUCUCUACCUCCGCCGCCGCCGCCAUCACCACCGUCGCCCUCGCCACCAUCUUUACCCCCACCGCCGCCACCGCCACCACCACCGCCACCAUCCCCGCCGCCGCCACUGCUACCAUCACCUCCGCCGCCAUCUCGAUCCCCACCCGCCUCACCGCCACCGCCACCACCGUCCCCACCGCCGCCAUCCCCACCCUCUAUACCGCCUCCACCGCCGCCGUACCCGCCUUCACCCUCGGUACCCCUGCCUCCGCCCUCACCGCCACCGCCGCUGUACCCACCUCCACCUUCGCUACCCCUGCCCCCGCCCUCGCAGCCCCCACCCUCACCGCCACCGCCCAAGGUGCCAUUACCCCCGCCGCCCCAGCCCUCCGGUCCAUCUUCCCCAUUGGUUCCCAAGCCCCCUCCUAAACCCAAGUCACCCCCGCCCCACCCCAAAUCGCCGCCGCCCCAUCCCAAAUCGCCCCCACCCCAUCCCAAAUCGCCGCCGCCCCACCCCAAAUCACCCCCGCCCCAUCCAAAGUCGCCUCCACCCCACCCCAAAUCACCCCCACCCAAGCCUAAGCCGCCCCCGCCCAAGAACCGCCCGCCGCCAGCCUUCCGUUGGAUGCGGGUGCGCAUCAACUGGCCGUGAGAGUGUGGGAAGGCGAGCUUACUAGAGCGUUCGAGCGCAAUUCUGUGGUGAUCUGGGUCGUCCUCCUUUGCCUCCAUGGGUGUGCAAGGCAGGGCAAGGUGUAAAGGUUCAUUCAUCAGUUAUGCAUUCUUGUGCGUCAUCGCUCUUUCACGCGCUUGUUCGUGGAUGCCCCUUGACGAGGGGCGUCCACUUGCGCGGGGUCCAUGUGUUAAACUGUUUAAUGCAGAGUUGGGUAAAUGAUACAUGCAUGUGGAGGGAGUGCAAGAGUGAUGCUGGUGGUAGUGCUUGGCAGCGACCCCCAACCGUUGGCGCCAAGACGUCUUUGGGAAUCAGCGCGCGCGUUAUAGUUGUUGGUUGAUAUGCCCCUGCUCGAUUGGUACAGAUGCAGUACACGUGUUUGGCUGGAUUCGGCGGGAUGUCUCUCUUUCUUUGUUAAACAGUGCCCGCAGCGCCCGUACCAAUCGCAAUGUGACCUUCGCCAUUGCGCGCCUGGGUUGAUGUGUGUUAUGCGACACUCCUGCGAAAUGCGUGUGCGCUUUAUUGCCGUUGCCGUACAAACCGCAGCAGGGUUUGAUUGAUAGCAUGGAGGCUUCGCGACACUGAGAGGUCUCUCUUUGGGUGGGGGAGGCGUUUGUUUCACAAUUGGGGAUACCCACCGUUUAAAGUCCGUAACCGGACUGUGGAGAGGUGCCCCCAGUCUGCAGUUCCAUGUCGUUGCCUUGCGCCGGUACAUGUACAUGUAUCAUGCGGUUGUUGUUGCGGUUGUACGACACUGAAGCACCCACCAUGUCAGGUGGAGAUCUAUGGUGUCAACAAUACGUGUUAACAAUACGUUUGGCACAGAUAUACGCAGUGCUGAAAGCGUUGCCGGUGCUGUUGUUUCAUGAAUAUAGGGAUCAUUAAUCUGCCGUACGCGCUUUUGACGCCGCAAUUCGCAUGCAGCCCCUUUCAGGGCCACACGCACACGCGCUCCCGCAUAUUGUGUGGCUCCUGUCCCGCCGCAAGCAGACUGACCUUUUUGGGGCAUAGUCAGUCUGCCCCGCUCCCCGCCCCUGUCGGCCCCACCUCGGGGCAGCGCAUGUAGGGUAACGCAUAGGCGUGGUCCCACCUAGAUCCGCCUACCGUUAGCUGGAUUGGAAGCCGGGUCGGGCUCUGAUGUGAAGGGCCUUGUCGUGCCGGCUUAAGAGUAGCUGUAGUAGUUGUUAAUCGUUGUUGUUGUUGGAGAGAGGACGAUGAUCAAAUUGUCUCGGAUGCGGGCAUCGUCCAUGUAACGUAUACACGAUACUUUAGAACUUGACGGAACGUGCGGCAG
Messenger RNA from Astrephomene gubernaculifera, 3387 nucleotides. NCBI's taxonomy places the organism in Eukaryota, Viridiplantae, Chlorophyta, Chlorophyceae, Chlamydomonadales, Astrephomenaceae. The record is from the annotation of a GenBank genome assembly.